Molecule: messenger RNA, 1231 nt
Organism: Chelonoidis abingdonii (Abingdon island giant tortoise)
Lineage: Eukaryota; Metazoa; Chordata; Testudines; Testudinidae
Product: C5a anaphylatoxin chemotactic receptor 1-like
Biological process (GO): phospholipase C-activating G protein-coupled receptor signaling pathway; inflammatory response; positive regulation of cytosolic calcium ion concentration
Cellular component (GO): plasma membrane
Molecular function (GO): G protein-coupled receptor activity; complement component C5a receptor activity
Source: RefSeq, a predicted model, not a curated record
CCAGCAGAGGAGGGUGAGCCAGUGGGAAGGGACUGGGCUGGGACUCAGGAGAUCGGGCUCCAACUCAGCUCUGCCAGACGCCUGCUGUGACCUGGGGGGGCGGAUCCUGCUGCAGAAUGAGCGUCACCGAGUUGUAUGAUGACUACGAUCCUGACUCGUACCCUAACUUCACUGUGCCCAUUUUUGACGUGACGGAUCCACAACUGACCCCCAUCCUGUGGGUGUCUCUGGUUCUCUACUCCCUCGUCUUCCUGCUGGGCGUGCCGGGAAACGCGGCUGUUAUCUGGGUGACGGGCUUUGGGAUGAAGCGCACGGUGAACACCAUCUGGUUCCUCUACCUGGCGGUGGCCGACCUCCUAUGCUGCCUGGCACUGCCGUUCCUGGCCGUGCCCGUGGCCCGCGGCAACCGCUGGGAACUGGGUGACUUCGCCUGCAAGCUGCUCCCAUCCCUCACCAUCCUGAACAUGUUUGCCAGUGUCCUGCUCCUGAUGGCCAUCAGUGUGGACCGCUGCGCCCUUGUGACCAGGCCCAUCUGGUGCCAGAACCACCGCACGACCCGGCUAGCCUGGGGCCUGAGCGGGGCAGCCUGGCUCCUGGCUCUGCUCAUGACCCUCCCAACCCUCAUCUUCCGGACGACGCGCACCAAGGAGUUCUCAGACAAAGUGAUGUGCGUCCUGGAGUACGCUCGAGUGGCCAGUUACCAGACCACCGUUGAGGUGUCCGUCGCUACCUUCCGCUUUGCCGCCGGCUUCCUGGUCCCCUUUGUGGUGAUCGCCACCUGCUAUGGCCUGGUCCUGGCCCGUGUCCGGGGUAGCUGCCUGGUCCGAUGGCACAGGCCCACGGUGGUUGUAUUGGUAGUGAUUGUCAGCUUCUUCGUGUGCUGGCUUCCCUACCAUGUGGUGGGGAUGAUCCUGGCCUCCUACACCCCCAGUGCCCGUCUGUACAAGCUGGCAGACACCACCCAGCCCCUCGUCGUCAGCCUGGCCUACGUCAACAGCUGCCUCAACCCCAUCAUCUACGUGGGGAUGGGCUGGGGCUUCUGGGGCUUGGUGAAAAGCCGCCUGGCUGACGUGCUCCAGGAGGAGGGGGCAGCCCUAGGGGGUGAGGCCCAGGCUCAGCUCACCUCCACGAGCAGUGGGCAGGCCACGGAGAUAACGGUUUAGGUCCAUGGGGGCAGGGCCACCCGGAGGAUUCAGGGGGCCUGGGGUCUUGCCGCCGAAGACCUGACACU